Molecule: messenger RNA, 1388 nt
Organism: Oryza sativa Japonica Group (Japanese rice)
Lineage: Eukaryota; Viridiplantae; Streptophyta; Magnoliopsida; Poales; Poaceae
Product: BOI-related E3 ubiquitin-protein ligase 1
Biological process (GO): regulation of programmed cell death
Molecular function (GO): ubiquitin-protein transferase activity
Source: RefSeq, a predicted model, not a curated record
CCCUUCUCUGCAAUCGCCUCAUUUGUUGCCUAGCUAAUUCGCGUCAUUCAUCUCCUCCUCCUUAUAUUAGGCGCGCACCGCACGCGUGCUCAUCCCGAUCGCCAUGGCCGUCGACGCGCACCACCUGCACCGCCUCCCACCACCGAUCCAGCCUGCUGAAUCCAUGUUCUCGCCGAGGCAGCCUUGUUUCGGCGCCGCCGCCGGCGAGGUUGUCGUCGGCGGCGCCGGUGGCGCGGUGAUGGCGGGGCUUUGCCAGGAGGAGCAGCUGGUGCAGGGGUACCGCCAGGUGUUUGUUGGAGGUGGUGGGGUGAGGCAGCCGGCGGCGGCGGAGGUGAUGAGGCAGUACUCGCAGGUGUGCGCGGCGGCGGCGGACGCGGCGGAGAGCGGCGUCACGUUCGGCGGCGGGCAGGAGGCGGCGGCGCCGAGGAAGAGGAAGCGCGCCGAGGUGCCGGUGGUUCUUGGCGCCGCGGGCGACGUGGCCGUGGCGGCGCAGGCUCGCCAGCAGCUGGUCGACGUCGACCGCCUCGUGCUCCACCAUGCGGCGAAGAUGUGGGCGGAGCUUGCGGAGCAGAGGGGGAGGCACGCGAGGCAGAUGGUGGCCACCGUGGAGGCCGCGGCGGCGAGGCGGCUGAGGGCCAAGGACGAGGAGAUCGAGCGGAUCGGUCGCCUCAACUGGGCGCUCGAGGAGCGCCUCAAGGGCAUGUACGUCGAGGCGCAGGUGUGGCGCGACCUCGCGCAGUCCAACGAGGCCACCGCCAACGCCCUCCGCGGCGAGCUCGAGCACGUCCUCGACGCCCACGCGCGCCGCGGCGCCGACCACGGCGACGGCGACGACGCCGAGUCCUGCUGCUACGGCGAGAACGACGUGCUCGCGCGCGCCGCCGGCGACGGCGAGGCGGCGUCGGCCGAGCGGCGCUGCAAGGGGUGCGGCGAGGCGGCGGCCGUGGUGCUGCUCCUGCCGUGCCGGCACCUGUGCGCGUGCGCGCCGUGCGCGGCGGCGGCGGCGGCGUGCCCGGCGUGCGGGUGCGCCAAGAAUGGCAGCGUCAGCGUCAACUUUUCGUGAGCGAUGGCGGAGGGAAAGGAGUAAUAGCAAUUAGACUAGAUUUUUUUUCUUUUCUUUUCUUUUUUUUCUCUCUCUCCUCCGUUUUUUUUCUUUUCUGUUUUGGUUUAGCUGAUGGGGAUAAUAGGGCGAUAUGGUCUAAUGAUGUGGAUAUGAGGGGAUGAGUUUUCCUUUUUUGUGUUGGAUCAAUUUGAUCAACAAGGAAAAAAAACAUAGGAAUUUGGUAACCUUCAAAUCAAAAUUGUUGCUUCGAUUUUCUAGCUUCCUUAAUUAAUUAUAUUUUUUAGUUUAUUUUCAUGAUAUAUAUAUACAUGACAUUAGAAAUGAC